UUCCGGGUGCGACGGGUUGAGAUGUAGGCUAGCAAGCUAACCGAGAGUAGCGUCAAAACACAGAUAACGUUACCACCACAGUACCGACAAACGUAAAGGAAGACGCGUUAGAAGCGAACAUGAAGGGGAUAAACGAUUCGUUUUUCAAUGAGCUUUUUUGAAAACGAAGUCGCCGUAAUAUACACAGAUUGUUAUAGCUAAAAAUAAAAUGUCAACAACGCGGCCCCUUCUCGGGAUGAAGCGAAUCACCGAGGUUACCUGCACUGAGCCGCCGGGUGGGAGGCAGUCUCCGACCGCCAGCAAAACUCAUUCCGAGCAACUCACAGUGGACGAGUUCACGGUGCAUGAGGACAAACAAGGAGAACUCAAAUGCGCGAAACCGCGAGUCGAGCAGGUUUUCCAAGUGGCGUUUACGAUUAUUGGGUUGUUGGAUCAUACCGGAGCCCACGGAAGUAAGGCUUCGAGACAGAUAUGGCUCCAGCUAAAGGGAAAAAAGGAAGAUGUGUCAACAGCAAAGGAGUAUGUGAAAGGCCUAUGUGACCCAGAGCUGCAAAAGGAAGAGCGUUACCCCGUGGACAUGCACUGCAUUUUUGCUGGCGCUCGAGGACUCUUUCUGGACCGGCUGCUAAGAGACACCAGUGCAGAGGUCCAAGUGCUAGAACCAGGGCGCUUGAGGUUGAUUGGUUGCGCAGAGGCUGUUGUCAUGGCUCAGUCUCGCAUUCAGCAGUUUGUUGCCCUCUUCCACGAGAAGCGGAGUUUGCCUGCUGACAGAGAACCUUUGGUUAAGCGCACUUUUAAGACCUUUGUUGAGGACAGGGCUGAUAACUAUGCCAUGGAGCUGCUCUUGCUACCCAGUGCCCUCAAAGAGGAACUCUUGGGUUUGGCCCAAAGCCCUACCCAGUCUAUCGUUAUCAUAGAUUUGGAACAGGACCGUUCUCAGACUAGCACACCCGUAACAGACCUUUCCAACCGAAUCCUGGACACCACUUUUGAGGACAAUGCCUCAGGUCCCCCAAGCACUUCUGACAUCACGCCUGGUCUGAACGGACGCCCCUGUAACAAGCGGCGCUCCUCUGAAAGCGAGCAGAGGGACACUAAGCGGCAGUUCUCUCUGGAGAGAAGAGAGGAGGAACAAUUGGAGGAACGUCAGCGAGAGGCCAGCCAGACUAGGGCUGUCACACCCGCAAAGGGAAUUAAGGGUGCAAUGGGUUUGAGCCCUAUUGAAGGGAUUAAUGAAGGUGAGGCGGUGAGCCCGGAGACUAAUUUGCGCUGCCUGGUCAACUUUUUCAGAACCAUGGGCUACCAGCAGGAGGUGGUCGAGCGUGUGGUGCGGGAGACGGGCCAAACAGAAGACACGUUUUUGCUACUGGAAAGGAUUGUGGAGGAGACCCAGAAAACCCAAAGCAACCAGGCAGCCCAGCGUACCUCUCGCACGCCCGACCCUUCCCCAUCCACGAAUGCCUCCUCCAACUGCACCAGGCUCAAAGAGAAAGAGCGAGUGCAGAUGCGUGCUCUCACAGAGAUCAAAUGCAAAGAAAACAUUAGGCCGCCGAGCAGUAAUGGCAUAGGUCAGAGGAACCAAACAAGCACCAUACCUUUGACCUCUGUGACUCUUAAAAGAAACAAUGCCGUAUCGAAUGAUGUGUGUGAUGUGAUCGUCAUCGAUGAUGAUGACAAUGACAACGACUUAGUGGAGGUAGAGAGAAAGCCCCGAAUCAUCCCACUAGAUUUAAAGUCAGAGACGAGGUUCGAUUAUCUGCCACGUGGUAGCUCUCAAACAAUGGUCCCCGUGCGGACGGAGAGCGUGACCACUCUCCGCAGCUCCUCUCAAGGUCCUCCCCUCCGGCACAGUGACAUGCGGCCCAGCUGCUCCUACCAGACUCUUCCUGGAAGGGCACCCCUACCUCGCGCCGAAGUGUUUACCACCCCUAAAUCGGCACCUCUCACAGGCAUGUCCCGUUUCCAGCAGUCCUUAAAAACCCCCUACAGACUAGUCCUACAGAACGAACCGGGCUACCCAGAUCUGCGGCACAUCAUCAUUGAUGGCAGCAAUGUGGCAAUGGCACAUGGACUAAAUCGGAUCUUUUCUUGUCGUGGGAUUGCCAUCGCUGUGGAGGCCUUUUGGCGCAGAGGUCACAGAGAAAUCACAGUCUUUGUACCACAGUGGAGACAGAAGAGAGACCCCAACAUCACUGAACAACACUUUCUGACCCAGCUGGAGAACUUGCGACUUCUUUCUUUCACCCCUUCUAGAGAAGUGUGUGGGCAGAGGAUUUCCUCUCAUGAUGACAGGUUCCUGCUUCAUCUGGCUGAGAAGACAGGAGGGGUCAUCGUCACCAAUGACAACCUGAGAGAUUUUGUAAACCAGUCAGAAGCUUGGAGAAGGAUCAUCCAACAGAGACUCUUGCAGUUUACAUUUGUAGAAGAUCACUUUAUGAUCCCAGACGACCCACUUGGAAAGCAUGGACCUCAUUUGGACGUGUUCUUGCUUAAAGAAAACCGAGGAAGCCCCAUAACACCCCCUCUGAGGACAGACCCUCGAGCAACUCCGUCGGUUUUCACCCAGGCAGCGCAAGCCACACCACCUCCCUCCUCCCCCUCCCACUGGCCACAUUCCGGCCCCCCUGACUGGCAUCUCCCUCGACCGUCCCCCUCUCCACCUCCACAGCGGUCACCCUCAGAAACCACAAAGCUAAAGAAGGAUUUAUAUGACAUAUUUCCUGACCAAAAGCAGCGAAUUGACCAUAUCCUCAAUGACAACCCGUACAUGAGGGACCUAAAUGCACUUUCAGGACUCUUGCUAGGAUAAUGCACACGUCACACACGAAGUACAGUUUUGCACAGGUUUGACUGGGGUAGAACAGCAACAUAAGAACAUGGAGAUCACAGGGCUUUUUUGAUUAUUAAAGACUAUUUGGAUACAAGGCACCGCUGCAAGCAUUCAUAUGUUCAAGGGAGCGUUAAAUCAAGUCAUUAUGGUAAGAUCUCUGGGGCCGUCAAGCACAAAAAAACUUAAGUUAAAGUUUAAGUGGGAGCUUUACAUACAUGAGAAUGUACAGGCGGAAUGGCAUAUAUUUGAUGUAAAUAGAAGAGUAAUCUUUUCAUUAAGUUAUCUUUUCAGAAAUCUUUAUUUUAAAAGUGUUCCAGCUACACGAUUGUUAUGAACUGGCUUUGCUGAAAUAACUGCCGAAGGACAACUUUUAUUUGCUGUUUUAUAUAUAAUUGUGCAUUCUGCAGCUUAUGUUUUUGUAAAUAUUGAAUUAUUGAGCUGAAUGAGUUCUAAUAUUCAGUCCCUUGAAGUGCCAUGUUAUCUGCUUACAGGAUAGAAUUACAUAACUCUGUCCAAAGUGAAGUCGCUUCCUGGUCACUAAUUUUAGUUCUUGUUUACUUUGGUGAUGGUGAGAAAGCUGUAUCCUAUUUCUAGGAAUCCCUGGAGACACCCUCUGUGUCACGUAAGAAACGAUGAAACCAUUCUGAUUGACUGGCUUCAAAAGUUUCCAGAUUACUAAGUAACCUGGCACUCCCCGUCAUCCUCCCAGUUGUGCAACCCACUCACCAAAAAUAGCAAAGGGGAAACUGAGCUGUCAAUGACGUAAACCUUUGUCCCAGUUAUAACCAUCAGGGGGUGCUGUGGGCUUAGCUGAAGACAUGAACAAAAUGCAAUGCACAGUUGAAAAAAAUGCUGUUCCUCAGUCAUUUUUAAACUAUGAAAGCAUUUUAUUAUAUUACACUACGGUGAAAAUAUAGUACAAUAUUUUUAAGUGUCAUUGUCUUUUCACUGUCUUUGAAUUAUGUGUAGCGUUGGGUUUUGCGAAUUGAUAUUCAGUUUUUGGGGCUGGAAUUUAAAUGUUGAGCGCAUGGCACCAUCACAGGUUCGGCAGGCACUGUGGGUAUCUCACAGUAUGGCUGCUCUAACAGUUUUUUUUUCUGGGUGGCAGUGUUAAAUAAAGGCCAUUUAUGUGUUUUUCUUGA
Messenger RNA from Triplophysa rosa, 3972 nucleotides. RefSeq names its product nedd4 binding protein 1 (gene n4bp1). NCBI's taxonomy places the organism in Eukaryota, Metazoa, Chordata, Actinopteri, Cypriniformes, Nemacheilidae. The transcript is spliced from 7 exons. Gene Ontology annotation, biological process: negative regulation of protein ubiquitination; negative regulation of proteasomal ubiquitin-dependent protein catabolic process. The record is from RefSeq and is a predicted model, not a curated record. Bases 209 to 2809 code for a protein of 866 amino acids. Gene Ontology annotation, cellular component: nucleus; PML body. Gene Ontology annotation, molecular function: RNA binding.